UUAUAAACCCUAGUUUUCUCUACGCAUGCGCAAAAUGUUGAGCAUUCGAUGGACACUCUUUGUGGAGGGUUUUGGUGUUGUAAGCCUAUUGUACAGUAAUUUUGCAGCUAUAGUACCGUUUUGUUCUUGAUGGUUUGAUCAGUUCUUUCGUAACGGUGGUGUUUGGCCGAACUUGCACCCGGUUGGAUUACACGGCUACACAGAUGAGUUUGAGGCAGUGAUUCUUAGCUUUCAAGAGAAGAGUGGCACCAGACGACUAUGUCUAAAUGCUAGGUUGCACAUCUGUUGUGAUGUGAGGUUGUUCAUUAUUUGAUGUUCAUUGAUAUCUUUCUGUGCUAAUAACCACAUAGCAACAUUCAACAGUCAGACUUCAGAGUGACAUCAUCUAUGCCUGGCAACGACGUUGGAGAUAGGGUUCACAACUUCUUUGCACAAGACAGCUUGUCGCAAGAGCAGCACAAUUCCGCAGUAGUGGACGGAAAUUGGCCAGCUCAUACUAACAAUCUGUGGGUUGGAAGUCAGAGACAGAUAGGUGCUCUGACUUCCAACACAAAGAAUUACAAUUUACAGAACUCUGAUAGCGUGAAAGGGCUGAGCAGUUAUCCUUUUACCAGACAGCAUGGCUUGAAUUAUAUGCAAUCCACCCCAAGGCCUGAGUUUGGAAAUGGUCAGUCACAAAAUCAGCAGACAAAUUUGAAUGACUACAUGUAUGGUAAUCAGUUAUACCAGACAAGGCAGGAUGAAUCCAAAUUUCUGGCUGUUGAUACAGAUUAUGAUCAACGUAGUCUAGCCUCAGGAGGUUUAUCUCCUUAUGCAUCACAUCAAGGAGUGGGUCCAGAGCAACAGACAAGAGUACUGGUUAGGUCAGGCCCUUCUGAGAGUCCUGCUAGUUUUGAUCUUUUUGGUGGUCAGCAAAUGAACCGUCAGCAAUCAAACAUGCUGCAGUCUCUGCAGCGGCAGCAGUCUGGGCAUAGUGAGAUGCAUCAAGCUCAAAUCAUGUUGAAGAUGCAGGAUCUUCAGAGGCAGCACCAUCUUCAGCAAUUAGAUACCAGGCAGCAAGAUACACUAGAUCAGGUUUCCACCUUAUCUAAGGUGGCAUCUGGUAACCAUCCCCCAACAUUGUCUCAUGACACUACAAAUUCUGGUGCAUUAAAUUUUUCUUGGUCAAGUGAUCUUGGCAACACAAAUUGGUUGCAACAUGGCUCUCCAAUCAUUCAGGGAUGUUCCAAUGGACUGAAUCCGACAAACAUUGGACAGGCACAACACAUAAUUCCUCUAUCGGCUGACCAAUCUCUAUAUGGAGUUCCUGUUUCUGGUUCUAGAGGAAGUGUGAACCCAUUCUCACAAGGAAUAGCUGAUAAGACCACAAAGCAGCCAAUGCCAAACAUUGAUAGUUCAUUUCCGGUUAAUCAGUAUGCUGGACUGCAGGAUCAAGCCACUGUGCAGGAUGGGACUUUCAUUCCUAGACAGAGAUCCCUAGACGGCAACUUUUUUGGACAUGCUCCAAGUCAAUCUCUUACUAAUGCAAUAACUAUGGAGAACCCUCAGCAGACAAAUACUAUGCAGAGAAAUUCAGUUUUCCAGGACUUCUCUGGCAGACAGGGUCUAGCUGUUCCUUCAGAAAACUCCCAGGAGAAAGCAGGGACACAUGCUUCUUCCUCACAGAAUGAAGUUGGCUUAGAUCCUGCAGAAGAAAGAAUAUUGUUUGGUUCAGAGGAUAACAUAUGGUCGGCCUUUGCCAAGAGCCCUAAUAUGAAUGGGGAAGGUGGUAAUCCAUUUGAGGGUGAAGGAUUAAUGAAUGGGCUUUCUUCUAUCCAAAGUGGUACUUGGAGUGCGCUUAUGCAUUCUGCUGUUGCAGAAACUUCUAGCAGUGACCUUGGGGUACAGGAGGAGUGGAGUGGUUUAAAUUUUCACAGUACUGAAAUUCCUCCGGGAACUCAGAAUUUGAUGUAUAACACUGGGAGACAUGAAACAUCUUCUGCUGAAGAGAAUUUACCCCCAAACUCAUCCUUGAAUUCUGUUUCCCUUCAGCAUUCUGACGGUACCAAUAUGAACAACAACUACUCCAAUGUCCAGGGCCAUAUGCUUCCAUAUGAGCCAGGCCAGAGUUUGCAUGCGAAAUCUUUUCAAAGACUUGUCCAGUCAUCGGAGGAAGGAAACAAGCGGUCAAAUUCUGGUGCACAGCAGAAGUCAGCUGCCGAAGUAAACCAGGUGAUGUCUGGGAGCAGUUCUCAUCCUAUUAACAGAGAAAUAAAUAUGAGAAAGAGUUCUGGUACUUUGACAUCUGAGCAUGGUGGAGCUAGACAACUAUGGGAAAAAACAGCUGGUUGGAGUGAUGUAGGGUUUGCAGUGCCUUCUGGAGACGCAUCUUUAAGAGUUUCGAGUGAGAACUCAUCAAAUUGUUCCCUAGAUGACAAGCGGAAGAAAUCCAUCCAAGCUGAAGUUGUUCAUCGUGGUGUGAUGUGGAACUCUAACUCUGCAGUUGAUAUGGAGCAUGUGGGAUCAUCUAUCGCUAAUCACCAAGUGAAUUCGGAGGUCUUUAACUUGCAGAGUUCUGCGUGUGUACCCAACUCAAGUACCAUUAGGGGUGAGGAAACCAGUCAACUUCAAAAUAAUUAUCAUUCUGAUUAUUGGAAGAACACUGAUCCCUUUGUCAAGUCUACGGUAAGCGAAGGCUUGGGAGUUUUGCAGCGUCAUGUUACCAAAGACAAUCAGGUGUUGCACAGGGCCAUUAGUAAUGUAGAAGCUAAAAUACAUGACAUGCAGAACAGUGAUAAUAAGAACUCAAAUAACAGCUACCGCUCUAAUUUGUUUCCUCAUUCACCUGCUUCUAAUAUGAGGGAAAAUAUCUUGUCAGAUGCUAGAGAUUCAAGGUCUCUUCCCACUGGGAAGCAGAAGUCAUCUGAUCAGGUUGGCCAGAAAGCUUCUUGGCAUCGCAAGUUUCAGUAUCAUCCCAUGGGAAACAUGGAUGAGGGUUUAGAUCCUCCGUAUGACAGGAAAGACCCUAGUCAUUCUCAGUCUAUGCUGUUGCAGAAUGCCAAUCAUGGCCAGUCAGAAGUAUUUGGUCAGGUUCCUAAGAGUCGGGAAGAAUUGGAAGAGGGGAAGCGGUAUGAUGUUGUGAGAGAUGGCAAAGGCUUUACUGAGGUGCAUUUGCAAAGCAGCUUUCAUAGUGGUGGAUCAAGUAUGCCUGGCCCCUUCAAUAAAUCAGACUUAAAUGCACCAAAUAAAGCUGCACAAACUAGUCCAAACAUGCUCCAGCUUCUUCAGAAGGUAGACCAAUCAAGUGUGCACGGUUCUAUGACUCGGUUAAGUAAUUCUGAACAGAAAGUAUCAUCUGAGAUGCCUGAAGCAGAACAUUCUGAUGGAUCCGUUGGUCAUCUCCAGCAAAGUCAGUCUUCUGCCUCUCAAGGCUUUGGUCUACAACUUGGCCCUCCAUCUCAACGGAUAUCAAUCCCAAACCAUUCCUUGUCAUCUUUGAGUACCCACGCAGUUAGGUCUUCACACUCUCAUGCUACUGAGGAGACCGGAGAGAAGAGUCGGGGACAGAUGUGCCCUCCUCAUCAGGGUCAAUCAUUGCCUCCUGCUGAACAUUCUAUGGAGGAGUUGAAGAAUAACAGAUCUGGAGUUCCAGGGAGUACAUAUAAUGAAGCUUCUUUGUACACGAUUCCUGGAAAGUUUUCUUCUGCAUUUGAUUCUGGUUUUCCUUACUUGGGAAGCUCACUUCAAAAUCCACCUGUGGUUAGAGCUACUGGGCAACUGUCAACAAAUCAUUCCAUAAAUGUAUCCUUCGAUAGACAUGGUCUCUCUUCUGCAGAAAAAGGUGAUUCUCACAGAGGGCCUGGAAGUGGUCAACCUGUACAGUCUUCAAUCCCCAAAGGGACUGGUGAUGAUAAACAGGAUAACCCUUCAAUCUCUGCCGGUAAGUCUCAUUUAAGUAAUGUGAAUGGUCCCCAUCAAAGGAUCUCUGCAAAUCAAGUUUCAUCGAAAGAGCCACGAUCAGUUUCUCAGCCUAUUUCAACGUCUGGCACCACACAGCAGGGUGCAUAUUCAAAAAUGUUCUCUAAUAUGUGGACCAAUUUUCCACCACGGCAGCCCCUUUUUGUUGCUCAAUCCACCAAGGAGCCUUCUCACAUUCACCAGUCACAUCAGUUGAAUAAUAUGGAGUCAUCACUGUCUGCUGCAGAGAGGCAAGGUGAUGUAGAUGCAAAUAAAGGAUGGAAGUUCACAUCUGAGGUUGGUACAAGCACAGUGAACAUUUUGGGUUCUGUUGAGGGGGAAGAAGAACGAGUUAUAGAAAGUGCUUCUCGACAAGUUGAACUGGUUCAGAUGAAUGAUUCACAGGAUAAAGAGCCUAUUACGAAUCUCUCAGAGGGAUCUCCUGCUAAUUCUACAUCAAUGCAGAGAGAUAUUGAAGCUUUUGGUCGAACUCUCAAACCAAAUAACAUUCCUCAACCAAGUUAUUCCUUACUAAACCAAAUGCAGGUGAUGAAAGAUGUGGAAACUGAUCCUAGUGAAAGGUCCUUGAAAAGAAUGAGGGUAUCAGACAGCAAUACAGGUGUUCAGCAAAUUCUUUCUGCCGAUUCUAGAAUCCUAAGCUUCUCUGGGCAGGAAAAUUUACAAGGAAGCGUAUCAUUGCAACAAGGAGGAAAUGUGACUCCUCAGGACGUACUGGCAUCUCAUCAUGAUGAUGCUCAGUGCAGCUUUCAGAACAACAGUACAAAUUCUUUUAAACCUGAGCAUACUCAGAUUAGUCCUCAGAUGGCACCAUCUUGGUUUAAUCAGUAUGGGACCUUUAAAAAUGCUCAGAUGUUACAGAUGUAUGAAGCAAACAGAGCUGCCUCCAAGAAGACAACUGAUCAACCUUUCACCCCUGGGAAGUCUUUCAAUGUGUUGCAGACAUUUGAUUCCAUACAGAGAGUAAUCCCUGCAAAUGCUGAUAGAAGUAAUCUUGGGCAAAGUUCAUCUGCUGGCUCUGCUGCCAUUGAAGAUUUUUCUUCUCCACGGACAUUGCCACUGAAUGUUGGACAGCAUCACCAAUUGCUGAAACCCAAGCGGAAACGUCUUACAUCUGAACUUACUCCUUGGUGCAAAGAAGUUUCACUGGAUUCGCGGGGCAAGCAGACAAUCAGUUUGGCAGAAACAGAGUGGGCCAAAUCAACUAAUAGGCUUGUUGAAAAGGUUGAAGAAGACAUUGACCUGAUUGAACAUGGGCCUCUGAGACUUAAAGUUAAAAGAAGGCUUGUUUUGACCACUCAGCUUAUGCAGCAAUUAUUUCGCCCUCCUCCUUCCACAAUUCUUUUUUCUGAUGCUAACUCAGAGUAUGAGAAUGUGGCUUACUCCACUUCUAGAUUGGCCUUGGGGGAUGCAUGCAGCAUGGUCUCGUGCUCAUAUGUUGAUUCCAAUUCACCUCGCACCAGCAAAGAAGUAUUUCAUGACAAGCAAAAAAAAUCAGAAAGAUACAACCAUAUGUUUGCCAAAGCUGUGGAAGAGUUGAUGGUAAGAGCAAGGAGACUGGAAAGUGACUUUUUAAGACUGGACAAGAGAGCAUCAAUAUUAGAUGUGAUGGUGGAAGGCCAGGAAAUUGAGAAGUUCUCGGUCAUGUCUCGGCUUGCGAAGUUCCAUGGUCGGGUGCAAUCUGAUGGCGUUGAUACAUCAUAUUCAUUAGAUGCACGUAGCCAUAAACCUUUAACAAGAUAUGUUACUGCACUUCCGAUGCCAAAAAAUAUCCCUAACAUGGUACAGUGUCUUUCACUAUGAUCACAAAUGAAGUGAUUUUCCCCGUGUUUUGGUGGUAAAUCCACUAGCUCUACUUCCUAAGAAGUUUUGGUGCUAAAUAUGGUGGCAAUAGGAACAGAAAUUGAUGGGCACUAAGCUGUCACAUCAAAUGUAAUGUAAGCUGUCCAAUGUUCAACGUGUUGGCCACUUAUGCCAUAUCAAGGAAUAUGAUUCAUUUUGUGUCAAGUUUGUAGGGAGGGAGAGAAGACCUGUGGGCGUCAUUUUUGCCGCUGGUAGAAAAAAUAUAUCUCCUGUGUAUUAGGAGAUGACUGUAUAAAGUUAGUGUUCAGUGUUAAUUGCUUUAUCUCACAGAAUUGUGAAGGUAAUCGUAAUUGCUUUAGCCAGGUCUGGGGUACUUCAGAUUGGCAUGUUUCAGUAAACAUGGAUUAUUUGUAGAUUUACUAGAAUUUGUAGAUGGGGGCAGCUCUGAGAAUUUAAGCAGCUGUAGGUGAACAACAGUGUUAUUAGUAUAAGCUUUAUUCUAAUUAGCUUCUCUUGUACAGACCCCUGGAGGUUAUAACAACUUGAGACUUUACUCAGUUUUUGUUGGUCCUGUUCCUAUAGUCUGAAUGUUGAAAGA
Molecule: messenger RNA, 6355 nt
Organism: Solanum pennellii
Lineage: Eukaryota; Viridiplantae; Streptophyta; Magnoliopsida; Solanales; Solanaceae
Exons: 9
Coding region: 388-5757 (1789 amino acids)
Source: RefSeq, a predicted model, not a curated record